This is a messenger RNA of Indicator indicator, 1449 nucleotides long. It is a transcript of the gene AZIN2, whose product is annotated as antizyme inhibitor 2. Gene Ontology annotation, molecular function: catalytic activity. The record is from RefSeq and is a predicted model, not a curated record. Gene Ontology annotation, cellular component: cytoplasm. NCBI's taxonomy places the organism in Eukaryota, Metazoa, Chordata, Aves, Piciformes, Indicatoridae. Bases 1 to 1449 code for a protein of 482 amino acids. The transcript has 8 exons.
AUGAAUGGGUACCUGAAGGAAUCCAACUUCCUGAUGGUGGAGGAGGGCUUCACCACCAGAGACCUCCUGGAGAACCUCCUGGUGGAGCUGUGCCAAGCGGUAAGGAAUGACCAGCAAGCCUUCUUUGUGGCAGACCUGGGUGACAUUGUGAAGAAACACCUGCUCUUCCUGAAGGCCCUGCCCAGGGUGAAACCCUACUUCCCAGUCAAGUGCAAUGGCAGUGAAGGAGUGAUCCGGCUGCUGGCUGAGCUGGGGACAGGCUUUGCCUGUGCCAACAAGGCAGAGCUCACGUGGGUUCAAAGCCUUGGUGUCCCUGCUGACAAGAUCUUCUACAGCAGCCCCUGCAAGCAGGUUGCCCACAUCAAACAUGCAGCCAGCCACGGGGUGCAGCUGAUGACCUUUGACAAUGAGGUGGAGCUGAGCAAGGUGGCCAGGAGCCACCCUCAUGCCAGGAUGUUGCUGGGUAUCACUGCUGACUCCUGCCCUUCUGCCCAGCCCAUGGCCUUUGGCACCACGCUCAGGUCCUGCCGGCAGCUGCUCGAGACAGCGAAGGAGCAGGCGGUGGAGGUGGUGGGUGUCAGCUUUCACCUUGGGAGCCAUGGGCUGGAGCCUCAGGCCUUCACUCAAGCUGUGGCUGCAGCACAGCUGGCCUUUGAGAUGGGCACAGAGCUGGGCCACCAGAUGCACCUCCUGGACAUCGGAGGAGGAUUCGCUGGCACCGAGGACACCAGAGCUGGCUUUGAGGAGGUCACUGCCACCAUCAACUCUGCCCUGGACUUGUAUUUCCCGGAGGGCUGCGGGGUGGAGGUCAUUGCUACCCCCGGGAGGUUCUACGUCAGCUCUGCCUUCACCCUGGCCACCAGCAUCACUGCCAGGGAAGAGGCCCCUGCAGAGCAGCCUGGCUCUGAUGGUAGGUGGGGUGGUGGGAUAGGCCUGACCGUGUGCCUGAGUCCCCCUGAGCCCUCUCCCUGCUCCCCUCCAGAGGAGGAGUCCAGCAGCAAGAGGAGCCUCAUGUAUCACCUCAGCGAUGGCAUCUACGGCACCUUCAGCUGCCUCCUGUUUGACAGCCCCUGCCCCACACCUCAGCUGCACAAGAGACCCUGCCCUGAGCUCCCCUUACACAGCAGCAGCUUCUGGGGCCCCCCAGGAGACCCAGAGGAUCGCAUCGCUGAUGGCCUGGAGCUGCCUGAGCUGCAGGUCGGGGACUGGCUCAUCUUUGAGGGCAUGGGUGCCUACACCACAGCCUCAGCCCUGCCUGGGGGGUGCCCCCAGCCACACAUCACCUAUGCCAUGUCCCGCCUGGCCUGGAAAACCCUCCAGCUCUUCCAGGGAAAGCCACCACAAACAGAAGACGAGCGGGAGAGCAUCUGCACCCCGCUGUCCUGUGGCUGGGAGAUGGCUGAGAGCCUCUGUGUGUCCCCAGUCUUCACUCCAGCCAGCAUCAUCUGA